Coprinopsis cinerea okayama7#130 is the source of this 210-nucleotide messenger RNA. RefSeq lists its product as hypothetical. Lineage: Eukaryota; Fungi; Basidiomycota; Agaricomycetes; Agaricales; Psathyrellaceae. The transcript has a single exon. The record is from RefSeq and is a predicted model, not a curated record. Bases 1 to 210 code for a protein of 69 amino acids.
AUGGGUCGUCCCUCACGGGAGCAGAGGAAGAUGUUGGACGACGGGUUCGAUGUGAUCAACGACUCCUUUGCCGCACUUGCGGGGAAAGUUGGGUUCCCGGUGGCGAGAGUCAAGCAAAUGUGGUCUCAGAAGAAUCGCAUGCUCAUGACCAAGCCAAGAGGAGGGAAUGGCGUGAACUACUUUAACUUGUACGGCAAGUUGUCACAAUGA